GUUUAAGCACAAAUACAGGUCUGACGGCAGUCUUGAACGACACAAAGCACGCUUAGUGGUCAAUGGCAAAUCUCAACAAGUGGGUCUUGACUGUGAUGAAACGUUUAGCCCGGUGGUUAAACCGGCCACUAUUCGUACGGUUCUCAGUUUGGCUCUCUCUCAUUCAUGGCCAAUACGUCAAUUGGACGUUAACAAUGCAUUUCUUCACGGACAUCUUGCUGAAACUGUUUACAUGCACCAACCACCUGGCUUCCGGGAUUCUUCGCGGCCCUCACAUGUGUGCCUCCUUAAAAAGUCCUUAUAUGGUCUUAAACAGGCUCCUCGGGCCUGGUAUCACCGGUUUGCUACUUAUGCUUCUACUCUUGGGUUUAUUCACAGCAAGGUUGACCACUCUUUAUUUAUCUUUCAUCAUGGCACUGAGGUGGCUUACCUUCUCCUUUAUGUUGACGAUAUUGUGCUUACUGCCUCCUCCCCGGGCUUAGUUGAUAAACUAGUAUCUCAAUUAGCUACUGAAUUUCCCAUUAAGGACCUCGGACCCCUCAGUUUUUUUCUUGGCAUUUCGGUUACUCCUCAUGCAGGUGGCUUAUUUUUGUCACAACAAAAAUACGCUUCUGAGAUCCUGGCUCGAGCUGGCAUGCUAACGUGUAAUUCGUCUGCCACGCCGGUAGACACCAAGGCGAAGCUCAGCUCUCUUACGGGUCCUCCUGUCACCGACCCGUCUCUUUACCGUAGUUUGGCCGGUGCGCUUCAAUAUCUCACGUUCACUCGGCCGGACAUUUCAUAUGCGGUUCAACAAAUUUGUCUAUUUAUGCAUGACCCGAGGGAACCACAUUUUCAUGCACUCAAACGUAUUAUUCGCUAUAUUAAGGGCACUCUCUCUCUCGGCAUUCACAUUUCUCCAUCCCGAGCUACCUCUUUGACUGCCUACUCCGAUGCCGAUUGGGGCGGCUGUCCCGAUACCCGCCGUUCAACAUCAGGUUAUUGUAUUUUUCUGGGUGAUACUCUGCUGUCAUGGUCUUCCAAACGCCAACCUACCAUCUCUCGAUCGAGUGCCGAGGCCGAAUACCGCGGUGUAGCUAAUGCCGUGGCAGAACUUUGUUGGC
Cuscuta epithymum is the source of this 1103-nucleotide messenger RNA. The record is from the annotation of a GenBank genome assembly. Lineage: Eukaryota; Viridiplantae; Streptophyta; Magnoliopsida; Solanales; Convolvulaceae.